GUCCAAAUAAACUAUCCCCAGGCCUUAAAAAGGGCAUCGGGCUUCUCUUGAGCUCCCUGCACUCGGCUACUACCGGUCUGCUCAAACAGAGUCUAAAUAAACACUUCUCCAAAAACACCCACCAUGGCGCCGUCUUACAUGGUCCUCGAUCAAAGGUCCUACGCCGCAGCAGCAGGGCCGCAUCUGCUGAAGCGCGAUCUCAGCGUCACCCACGCUCAGGGAGUGACCCUCGGAGUGAUGGGUGCAUACGUUGUCGUCAUAGCACUACUCUGGAAUUUGCCCUAUGUUCGCUGGUCGCUCUGGCCGUUCAAGAUGCUGGUUAUCGCUUUCCACGAGUUUGGCCACGCCAUCACCGCAUGCUGCACCGGCGGUCGCGUCAAAAGCAUCUCGCUGGAUCCGCACGAGGGCGGCGUCACGCACAUGUCGGGCGGCAUCAGCGCCGUGACCCUGCCAGCGGGAUAUCUGGGCUCGUCGAUUAUCGGGUCCUUGUUGAUUUUUGCCGGUUUCGAUAUUGUCGCUAGCAAAGUUGCCAGUAUCGUUCUCGGGGUGUGCUUCCUGCUUACUCUCUGGUGGGCGCGGAAGGAUUGGCUCACCAUUGUCACGAUUCUCCUCGCGGUUGGUUUGCUGGUCGCGUGCUGGUUUAUCGCUCAUGGCCAGGCUUUGAAAUGGGUUGUGCUCUUCAUUGGUGUCAUGUCUGCGCUAUACAGCGUCUGGGAUAUUUGUGAUGAUCUGAUCCUUCGCAAAGUAAAUACCUCGGACGCCAGCCAGUUUGCCAAGCGCUACGGAGGCUCCUCGCAGUGCUGGGGGGUUAUCUGGUCCUUCAUCUCUCUCGCAUUCAUCGCGGUUGCGAUUAUUGCUGCUAUAGCGGCAUUCCGCGAGUCGUUCAGCCAGCAGGAGAAGGACUCGCAGCACUUCAUUCCGACACGUUAAACUGGAGCUGCGUUUUUCGGGACCAUGCUUAUUUUGAUGACUUAUGAGUUUUGCGCAUCGAAUACCCCUCAUGAGGAACGGAGGUCGUCGUCAUCCAUUUAUUGUGUUUUUGUCUCGUUUGAGCCUGUUCGGAAUCUGCUGGACAGAUAGCUUUAGCCUAGAAUUGCUUGACUCUAAACAAGCUUGCGUUUCACUCAAUCGCGCGAUCAAGCCAACUAAUGAGACCAUGCCAAACCAUUUACCUGGAUCCACUAUCGACAGGAUUACUAUUACUAUAUCGGUGUAGCUGACACAGAUGGUCGACG
Messenger RNA from Aspergillus homomorphus CBS 101889, 1235 nucleotides. RefSeq names its product M50 family metallopeptidase. Bases 124 to 930 code for a protein of 268 amino acids. The record is from RefSeq and is a predicted model, not a curated record. The transcript is spliced from 4 exons. NCBI's taxonomy places the organism in Eukaryota, Fungi, Ascomycota, Eurotiomycetes, Eurotiales, Aspergillaceae.